Panicum virgatum (switchgrass) is the source of this 2399-nucleotide messenger RNA. RefSeq names its product putative wall-associated receptor kinase-like 16. The record is from RefSeq and is a predicted model, not a curated record. Gene Ontology annotation, cellular component: plasma membrane. The transcript has 4 exons. Gene Ontology annotation, molecular function: polysaccharide binding; ATP binding; calcium ion binding. The annotation marks the transcript as partial. Lineage: Eukaryota; Viridiplantae; Streptophyta; Magnoliopsida; Poales; Poaceae. Gene Ontology annotation, biological process: protein phosphorylation; cell surface receptor signaling pathway.
CUGGUUGCAGAUAUCGACGAGUGCAAGCUCCCAAGUGAAGACAUUGGUUGCUUCGGUGAAUGUGUCAACACGGUCGGGUCAUACUAUUGCCUUUGCCCGCAUAGAUCUUAUGGCAAUCACGACGCCCAAGGUGGCUGUGUCAACAUUAGCUCAACAACUACAGCAGAUGAAGAACUAUUGCCUACGGUGGCUCCGGCGCCGAUAGGGUUGCCCAAUUGCAGCACCACCUGCGGCGACGUGAGCGUGCCGUACCCCUUUGGUAUCGGCGCUGCCGCUGGGUGCUCCUGGCCAGGCUUCCACCUUACCUGCAACACAAGCUACAAUCCCCUGCGGCUGUUCAUCGACAGCAAUGCAACCCUUGAGGUCGUCGACAUCUUCUUGGCCGACUCGACGCUGCGUGUCAUCUAUGAAACCACCGUCGUCUCCCUGGGGUCUUCUGAUGGUGGCAAUGGCCACAUGGUGGGCGCCUACAACCUCCCCGACAUCGGCGGGCCAUACAUGCUGUCCGACAGCAACGAGUUCAUCCUCUACGGGUGCGACGCGCAGGCGACCCUAUACGGGGAGUACAUAAACGGCAGCAGCAGCAGCACCUCCAACGACAGCGUCAUCAGCCGCUGCGUCUCCACCUGUAGUUCUGACCAAGUCGCUGUCGCUGCAGAAAACAGUGGUUCCGGGCUGCCGGUCCCAAUGCUCACCGACAGCACGAGCAGGUCGUACUGCUCCGGCAACGAUGGCUGCUGCCAUGCGCCCAUCUCAGCCGGCAGCGCACCCAGGGGGCUGGACUUCAAAGGGUUGAACACAAGCCAGAAGAACCCAGUCUGCAUGUUUGUCUCCGAGGAGGGGUUGACUGAUCAGUGGCAGGCCAUCUUAACAUAUCUGAUCUCGGGAUACAUCGACGAGUGCAGAAUCACCAAGGUACGCGAUUCAUGCUUCGGCGACUGCAUCAAUCUGCCCGGAGAUUACGAGUGCCGAUGCCCGCGGGGAACUCAUGGCAACGCAACGGAGCGCGGCGGUUGCAUCGCCGGGUCCCCCACUGGUCUAAUAAUUGGUUUGUCAGUUGCUAGUGGCCCGGUAUUCCUGCUUUUGGUUCUAGGUAUAACAUUAGUACUCCGUAAGAUUGAGCGGCACAGAAAAGAGAUGCUGAAGCAAAAAUAUUUCAAGCAAAAUCGUGGGCAGUUGUUGCAACAAUUGGUGUCCCAAAACGCAGAUAUUGCAGAAAGGAUGAUCAUACCGGUGGAUGAGCUUGUAAAGGCGACAAACAAUUUUGACAAGGCCCGGGAGCUCGGCGGUGGAGGGCAUGGUACCGUUUACAAAGGAAUCUUAUCGGACCUACAUGUCGUGGCCAUCAAGAAAUCAAAGAUUACGAUCCAGAAAGAAAUAGAUGAGUUUAUAAAUGAGGUAGCAAUCCUCUCGCAGAUCAACCAUAAGAAUGUGGUCAAACUCUUUGGAUGUUGCUUGGAGACUGAGGUACCAUUGUUGGUUUAUGAGUUUAUUUCUAAUGGAACACUUUAUCAUCAUCUCCAUGCCGAAGGACCAAGGUCUCUAUCUUGGAGCAAUAGGUUGAGGAUAGCAACUGAGAUAGCUACUUCUCUUGCAUAUCUUCACUCAUCGGUUUCAAUCCCGAUAAUCCAUAGAGACAUCAAAUCCAGUAACAUACUUCUCGACGAUACACUAACAUCAAAAGUAUCAGACUUUGGAGCUUCAAGGUACAUUCCAACGGACAAAAUUGGUUUGACAACAAGGGUUCAGGGAACAGCAGGAUACUUGGAUCCUAUGUACUUUUACACUGGUCGCCUCACCGAGAAAAGUGAUGUCUAUAGCUUUGGUGUCAUCCUUGUUGAGCUGCUCACUAGAAAAAAACCAUUUCCAUAUUUAUCCGACGAAGGUGAUGGCCUUGUUGCUGAUUUUGUCAACCUUCUUGCUGAGGGAAACCUUCUCGGGAUGAUUGACCAACAAGUCUUAGAAGAGGGAGGCGAGGAAAUCCAAGAAGUUGCCUCACUUGCAGCAUACUGUGUAAGCUUAAGAGGCGAGGAAAGGCCAACGAUGCGGAAGGUGGAACACAUACUAGAGGGACUUUGGGGUACCAGGAAGUAUAAGAAAGAUUAUACAUAGCACAGGAAUGCGACAAUCAAGUAGAAGAGAUAUAGUAUAAGAAAAAAAAUUAUGUCUACUAGAUAAACAAGCUAGAUAGCACAGCUCUUUGCUUUACUCCUUACAGUAAUUAAAUCCUUCUAUUGCUCAACAUAGCUUAUGUUUCUUUAGCAUGAAUCAACUGCACCCUUUCAUCAGAAACAAGUACAUAUGCUCCCUCUGUUUUGUACAUGUCACAUUAGUUUUAUCCUAAGUCAAAUAUAUUCAACUUUGACCAAGUUUAUAGAAAAUAUAACAACUAUACUACC